GCAUAUCGAUCGAUUGCUGUGUGUGUGUGAGUCUGUGUUCGGACGAGUUUGUUUAUCAACACGGAACGUAUACACGCACACCGUCAACGCUCCUUCCCGGCGUUUGAUCGAAGGGCUGUGUGCUGUGUUAUAUCACGCAAAGUAACGCUGCUGGUUGCUCUGUUUUCGGUGAAAGUUUCCCCCACACCGUGUCGGUAGUCACCUGCUGGUUGUGGCCGUGUUGUGCACCACACACAGAUGGUUGGAAUUAUUAGUUCCGGUGUGUGCCGCGUGUCCGUCACCGCCACGACACUUCUGUUUCGGGAGUUUGUGCGAAAGGCGAAAGUACGCGGCACGGCGCUGAAUUUUUCGCUAGCUUCAGCAGCUGCAGUAGGAGGUGGUGGCGGCAUUCGCCGGAAGCUGGAACGAGUGGCCGGCAGUGCGGGGUUGAUUAUGGGCGCUAGCAGCAGUGUCCUUCCGAGGAGUUUGAUUUGGAACUCGAAGCGAGACAAAUCAUCCACUGGAGAAACGGACCAGCAUCAAACGCCACUGACCAUGGAGAAGAAAGAGGAACUGGUGGCAAAGCUCACACCUUUGCAGUAUCACGUCACGCAGGAAGCCGGCACGGAGCGACCCUUCACCGGAAAGUAUAACAAAUUCUACGAAAAGGGCACCUACAUCUGUGUCGUGUGCAGCCAGGAACUGUUCAGCUCGGAAACGAAGUACGAUUCCGGUUGCGGUUGGCCAGCAUUCAACGACGUGCUCGAUCAGGGCAAGGUGACACUGCACAAAGAUCCCAGCAUUCCCGGGGGUAAUAUCCUAUUGUUGAUCACACAACCAGGCCGCGUGCGGACGGAGGUACGAUGCUCGAAGUGUGCUGCACACAUGGGACACGUGUUUGAAGAUGGGCCACCACCGACCCGGAAGCGUUACUGCAUCAACUCGGCGUCGAUCGAGUUUAUGCCCGCCGGAUCCGAGCGCAAGGACGGUACGAGCUAGGCUGAAUCCCGGCGUUCCAACUCCACGGAGUUGCUAGGAGGAGGGCCCAGAAGAGGAUGCUGGACAGUUUAGGGAUGGUUUACAAGUGUAAACUAUCUUAAAUGAGCUUUUACGAGCGACCUGCUGUUUCAUGCGGAUGAAGUCAGGAUGGGCAGGAGAUAAUGGAUUGUGCCGUUCCGUGUCGUCAUAGCCAGCAGGAGCGGAUAAUCGGAAGUCGAACGUGUAUGUGUGUGUUGUGUGUGCCUAUUUAUUGAAGGAUUACUCGAUCAAGUGUAAACGACAUCCUGCAUGUUCUGGUUUUGCCUACAAUUUACUCGUUUGUGAAGGAGGAACAGCGUUUUGCGUGGAAAUGUUUUCUUACGUUGUUUAUUUGAUCGCUGAAUCAAUUUAGUCAAGAAGCAUGCUUCCGAUAGUGUAAGAAUUCCAAUCCCAGAAAAAAAUGAAUGAGCAGGCGAUUAAUAUGCGCUCGCAAAAUGGUAAAACAAAAUAUGAAGCAGCUACCAGCUUCUGGUACAAAUAAAAUAUAACUGAUGUUAUGAAAACAGUCAAA
Molecule: messenger RNA, 1528 nt
Organism: Anopheles merus
Lineage: Eukaryota; Metazoa; Arthropoda; Insecta; Diptera; Culicidae
Gene: SelR
Product: methionine-R-sulfoxide reductase B1
Exons: 3
Coding region: 238-978 (246 amino acids)
Biological process (GO): response to oxidative stress; protein repair
Cellular component (GO): cytoplasm
Molecular function (GO): peptide-methionine (R)-S-oxide reductase activity
Source: RefSeq, a predicted model, not a curated record